Messenger RNA from Mycena indigotica, 1629 nucleotides. RefSeq names its product Protein kinase domain-containing protein. The coding region runs from base 1 to 1629 and encodes 542 amino acids. The transcript is spliced from 11 exons. NCBI's taxonomy places the organism in Eukaryota, Fungi, Basidiomycota, Agaricomycetes, Agaricales, Mycenaceae. The record is from RefSeq and is a predicted model, not a curated record. Gene Ontology annotation, molecular function: heme binding; iron ion binding; oxidoreductase activity, acting on paired donors, with incorporation or reduction of molecular oxygen.
AUGCCUUUCACUCCCAUGAUCAUUGUCGUCAUUUCUGGAUUGACAACCCAUGCGCUCUUCAAUCGCAUAGAGCCCCGUACCGCGCCUGCAUUUGCCGCUCUCCUCCUCCUACCCCCACUUCUUCUGUUUUGUUUGAUUCCCUUAACGCUGGUCUCCAUUCUCGCGUUUUACCUGGCUCUGUCUGCCUCGGUGAUCUUAUACCGAAUCUCGCCUUUUCAUCCACUCGCAUCCUAUCCCGGGCCAUUCAUAGCCCGCAUUUCGAAACUAUGGCUGGCUGCGAUCGCGAUGAGCGGCAAACAGCAUGUCUAUUACCGCGACCUCCAUCGACGUUAUGGCGAUGUCGUUAGAGUUGGUCCUAAUGAACUGUCAUUUGCCAGCACAUCCGCCAUAACACCGAUGCUUGGGACAAAGGGCAUGCCCAAAUCAUCAUGGUGGGAUGGGCGCAUGCCAGAAAACAAGAAUGUGCGAUCCUUACUGGCUCUUCGGGACCCUGAAGAGCACAGCCGGCGACGACGUAUCUGGAACAGAGCCUUCAGCACUAUUGCACUCAAGGAAUAUGACUCUGUUGUUCGCAACCGUCUUGCACAGCUUGGAGAGGCUCUCAACGAAAACUGUGGAAAGACAGUUGACUUGUCUCAAUGGUUGGGUCGUUUCACGUACGAUGUAAUGAAUGACAUCGUAUUUGGUGGUGGUGUGGAGCUGAUGCGGGAUGGCGACAAGGAUGGACUGUAUGCUAUGUUUGAAGCCUUUCUUCCGAUGGCUCUGCUCAUGGGACAUCUCCCUUGGCUGGGCGAACUGACAACCUGGAUUCCCGGCUUUGCUCGAGGUGUCAAGAAGUUCAGGGCAUUUGCUAUCAGCUGUGCGAUUGGGCGAAAGACUCAUGGGUCACCCCGAAAAGAUAUUUUUUAUCACCUGAUCGACGAAGCUGGCUUGGAAUCAGAGCCUCCUUCUCUCGCACAAGUUAUAUCCGACAGCUCACCUGCUAUCGCUGCGGGUGCUGAGACAACCUCGACAGCCCUUUCUAAUCUAUUCUGGCUACUUCUAUGCAAUCCCCUCACGUAUUCACGACUACAAGCCGAACUCAACUCGGUUCAUGAAGAUCUUUUAGACUGCGAAACGCAGAAACGAAUGGUUUACUUAAACGCCUGCAUAAAUGAAACAUUACGAUUAUAUCCUGGUGUUCUGUCUGGAAGUGAACGGGCACCUCUUAUCGGAAGCGGAGGUCAUGCGAUUGGAUCCCAUUUUGUACCUGAGGGGACUGGUGCCGUGGUUCAUUCAUAUACUCUGCAACGCGACCCACGAUACUUCUCACCUUCUCCCGACUCCUUCAUUCCGGAACGGUGGCUUUCGAUCGAAGAACAACGUGGACUGAAGCCGGCUGUUUUCAAAAGCACCGACGAAAUCAUCCACGACCAGUUCGCCUUCAUACCUUUCUCCUUUGGACCCGCCAAUUGCGCGGGUAAGCAAUUAGCUUACCAGCAAAUGCGCAUGGUCAUCUGCACUUUGAUGUCUCGGUUUGAACUUCGUUUCGAAGACGGUUAUGACGCUAGACUUUGGGAGGACAACUUGUGCGACUACUUUAUUGCUCGCAAGGGAGAAUUACCUGUUGUGUUGUCUCAUCGGCAAUGA